Molecule: messenger RNA, 1624 nt
Organism: Cydia pomonella (codling moth)
Lineage: Eukaryota; Metazoa; Arthropoda; Insecta; Lepidoptera; Tortricidae
Exons: 8
Coding region: 217-1245 (342 amino acids)
Source: RefSeq, a predicted model, not a curated record
AAUAGUAUGGGAAACCUUGCCCUGACACGUCACACUCUCGGUCGUAUCUCAGGAACUCGUCGCAGAUAGCGGCCUGCGCAUUAUUAAUAUCGAUAACAAUUAUCGCGAUACGAUUAAUGUUCCUCCGGCGUGUUUAAUCCCUUCGUGAAAUAACACCCAACUUGGUACGACGUGUAUUUUUGCAAUUGAAUGUAAUGUGACUGUUUCUUCCGCAAUAUGAAUAUAAGGAGCGAUAAACAGAAAAUUCCUGCGGAACUCUCUCUAGCUGCGUUACUGUCGGCAGGAUUAACUCUUAUAAUAUCACCAAUAUACAUCGUGUUAUGUAUCCUCGCUUUAGUUUACCGCUCCAGUUGCGACUCGGGAAUGCUGUCCGGUGCCACUGGAGAUAGUUACUUCAUCUACACACUCUACAGAAUAUAUAUACAAGCGGACACAUGCGGUAACCCGGGAUCGUCGCCACCAGCAGGUGUUCUACUGACGACACCAGAUACAGUAUUUGUGUUCGUUAUUGCUAUUUUGACUGCUUCCGUUAUAAGCUGUGCAACUGCCAUCACACUAAUUGUGAUCGCUGUUAAUAACAAAACUGGGCUCUUAUUUGCCACCAUAUGGACAUAUAUUUGUAUAUGUGUAGCGUCAUUAGUGGUCGAUAUAACAUACGCUGUCUUCUUUGGAAAAGAUUAUGCGGAAAUGAGUUACACAAUGGAAAUCCAUUUUCCAGGAAUCGCAAGUAAUUAUUUGAAUGAUGUUCUUCGACUAGGCUCUUUGCUUUUCAUGACAAUUGCUCUGAAGGGAUUCCUUGCUCCUGUAAUAAAUAUUGUUCUACUUAUAGUAUUAGCAAUAUAUGCUUCUAACUACAGGAAUCAACUUCGAACCGAAGAGCAUUCCAUACACAAAGUGGGAGCGAUUCACGCAUAUGACCAACAUAUUAACCGUGGUUUCGUGGAAGAGGAGCCGCGCAACCACCCUCGCAGCCCGCUGAGGGCCGCACCGCCACAGGUGCCACCGCAUACGCCUCUGUCGGACUAUUCCAACAACCGAGAUUAUGACCGCUCCAACUCUUGGCAACACACUCCAGCGCCGAUGCCAUUCUCGUACAUGGAGGAACCCCGGAGGCCGCGGGCGAGCCCCGCCGCGGGUGAGCAGUGGCGGCGCGACCCCUGGCCGCCUGCGCCGCCAGUCCCGGCGCCCGACUACAGCCCGCCGGCCCGUCGGCUCAAAUCGGCCUUGAAACCGAACUAUAUGUAAACAUCGCGUAGCAUUAGGACUUCUGACAACUAUCAUCCGUCACUAUGUUAAAAAUUGCACAAUGACUACCAUAUACCUACCUAUUUCAUGUUUCAGUAGCCAAUUAGGUUAUAAUUAACUAGCAUCAGUAUGCAGUAGUACAGAUGAAGUAUGUGUAUACAUAUUUCGCCUUAUUACAGAGGAGAGGGUACAAAAGUUUAAACGUCUUUGACGUCGACUGUACCUAUACAGCCUACUUUUACCACGAGAUGACCAAAACCACUAACCAUUGUAACAAAGUAGAUAUUUGUUUGUCAAUUCCUUAAUUGCUAUUUUAACCUUACCUAUAUUUUUUGUUUAAGUUUUAAUAAAUAUUUAGUGCUGUUCUUACGAAAAUAAA